AUGUCUUCCACACCAGCGCCCCCGCGGCAAGGCAAGAAGACGUCGACCCUGCCAGGACAUGUUGGUCGCCCCUUGACGUGCUACUUCUGGUACACGGAGGGACGGUGCCAUAAGUCCGACGCCGAGUGCCAGUACGCGCACUGGGCAACAGGUUUGACCGCGCCUCUUCCAGCUGCUAAGUCCAAGGACAAGGGCAAAGGACCUGCCAUCCAAGCCGAUACUCCUGCACCAGCUGCCCUUCCUGCCCCCUUUCCGCCUUCCGUUCGCUUUCCCCGUCCCUUCGCACCGCCUGCUCCGGCCCCUCUCCCUGCUCCUCCCGCGCCGUUCGACCCUUUCAAUGAUCACGCCGCCAUUUAUCACAGCAACCCGCAAGCCGAGCACCAGCAACGACUGCAAGCCUGGAAGACCAGCCUCGCCGCUCGAGAACUCUCACUACACGACUGGGACGCACGUCUCGGCAACCAAGCGGCCACUCUCCACGAAUGGGAGGCGCGCUUGAACGGAAGGCAGACAGCGACAACGGCGGGAGCGAACGAACUGGCCUCCACGCCAAGUGACAGUUCAGAGGUCGGGAAAGUUCUGGAGCGCAUCUACAACGUGCUCGGCGACGCGAGAACUGCCUCAGCCGUCGCUCACGGAGAGCUAACCGGCAAAUUCAAGCAGCUCUCGCAGCAUCAAGCCGGCAGCGAGCAAGGCGCCGACAGCAUGAUGGUCGGGAUGGCCAUCGCUGAAGCUGCGGGCAUGCUGGGCCGGUUUGAGGGACGACUGGUGGGCUUGGAGAAGAUCGUUAGCGAAGAGAUGGUGAAGAUGGCCGGCAGUGGUGAGGAUGCUGGUGAUCAGGAUGAGAAUGGCGGAGAGAGUGCUGGCCACGGCGGAUGGGCCUAGGUGACGAUGACAUUCAGCGGAUCGCAACUUGUUGGUGUUUGAGCGACGGCGUUAUGGAGCUUCUCGUGUUUUGAGCCCGGAGAGGACCAGCUCAUCGCCGUGCUAUUGCGUUCAGACAGAUUAUCAUAACGAGGGAACGGAUCACGACCGUCCAAUGAGUCUUGCUAAUACCGAC
This is a messenger RNA of Neohortaea acidophila, 1060 nucleotides long. RefSeq lists its product as uncharacterized. Gene Ontology annotation, molecular function: metal ion binding. The transcript has 4 exons. Bases 1 to 885 code for a protein of 294 amino acids. The record is from RefSeq and is a predicted model, not a curated record. Lineage: Eukaryota; Fungi; Ascomycota; Dothideomycetes; Mycosphaerellales; Teratosphaeriaceae.